UCAGCUCAGGAGCAGCAGCAUCUCUGACGCCAUCUGAGGCUACGAGGCACAGCACUGAUCUGCAGUCAGCGGGGAGGCAGCAGGGGGAGGCGCACAGGAGAGGUCGUGAGGUGUCUUCAGAGGCGAGAUAGAGAGAGAGAGGGAGGCAUCGCUCCAGAGUUACAGCAGACCUUCUCCACACUCGGAGGCUGACCCACAGUGCACUUUCUCUGGCUGAAGACGGAGGGACCUUUCCCCCUAAGAGAGGAGUGCAGCCAUGGAGGAGAUGCUCACCUGCAGCCGCAGCCCUUUCUCCCAGGUGUUCGGGCGGCAGGGUCAGCUCAUGCAAGCCACCGUGCAGUCUCUGAACAGCAUUAAUGACCAGAUUGCAAGCUUCAUUGUGACUGGACCCAAGCCUGUGGAGCCGGACCAGCCUGUGUUCUCUCCUCCUGAGAAGGAGCCGCUGCAGAAGUCCAUGACGCUGAUGAGGCACCUCCUCGUGGACGCACAGGCAAAAAUCCUGAAAAUGAUGGAUGACAACAAGCAGCUGGCUCAGCGCAUCGAUGGGGCCAUUCAGUCCGCCAGCCAGGAGGUGACCAACCUGCGGUCCGAGCUGAGCGCCACCAGCCGCAGACUGGCCGAGCUGGGGGCCACCGACUCGGGCAGCAUGCUGGAGACCCUGCAGCACAACCACAACGACCCCUCUUCCUGCCCGAGGCAGAAAUCUCCGGCCACUGACCUCUGCUACAAGACUGAAAUCAGCAGUAUGAUGGACUUUAACUCCCCAGACGCUUCUCUGGACAAAGUCCUGCUGCGCGAGGAGGUGGCCCAGCUCCAGGAGGAGGUGCACCUGCUGCGGCAGAUGAAGGACAUGUUGAGUAAGGACCUGGAGGAGACCCAGGGGAGCUGCUCCGCCGACGUGCUCUCCGCCACCGAGCUCCGCGUGCAGCUGGCCCAGAAGGAGCAGGAGCUGGACCGGGCCAAGGAGGCUCUGCAAGCCAUGAAGUCGGACCGUAAGCGUCUGAAGGCGGAGAAAGCAGACCUGGUGAACCAGAUGCAGCAGCUUUACGCCACACUGGAGAGCCGGGAGGAGCAGCUCCGCGACUUCAUCCGCAACUAUGAGCAGCACAGAAAAGAGAGCGAGGAUGCGGUGAAGGCCCUGGCCAAAGAGAAGGACCUGCUGGAGAGAGAGAAGUGGGACCUGCGGCGGCAGACCAAGGAAGCCACGGAGCACACGGGGCUGCUGCGAUCCCAACUCGACCUCAAGGAGAACCGCAUCAAGGAGCUGGAGGCUGAGCUGGCCAUGGCCAAACAGUCUCUAGCCACUCUGACCAAGGACGUGCCAAAGCGUCACUCUCUGGCCAUGCCCACGGAAACGGUUGUCAACGGCAACAACCAGGAGUGGGUGAUGCACGCUGAUCUUCCCCUGACGGCUGCCAUCAGACAGAGUCAGCAGACCCUCUACGUCCACACGGGGCAUGCCACUGACAGACAAGUGGCGGCCGUGCGGGUCAGCCCGUGCCACUCGCGCCAUUCCUCCAUCAUCUCCGACGCCUCGGCGCUGGAGGGGGACCGGUCGUCCACGCCCAGCGACAUCAACUCCCCACGCCACCGGACUCACUCCCUCUGCAAUUCCCUAGAAGAUCUGGAGGAGGCGAAGCGAAAGAAGAAGAAAGAGAAGAUAGGCCUGGGCUCUCUCUCGCGUGUCUUCGCCCGGGGGAAGCAGCGCAAGUCCCUCGACCCUGGUUUGUUUGAUGGUACUUCCACGCCUGAUUAUUACAUAGAGGAAGAUGCAGACUGGUAAAGCACACAUGUCCGAGCGAGGCACCUGGAGAGCCUUUGUGGCCAUUAUCAGAGGACUGCAUUGUGUUGUGUGAGAGAGGAUGGGUGUGUGUUUGAUGUCAGUGUGUACAGACAUGAUAAUGUGUGCACUUUCACACGCAUGCAUACAAUACUGUAUGUGUGUGCAUGCGUGUGGUGUCCAUGGUCAGAGGCCAUGUCAGAAGCCGGAGGCAGGUCUUGCUUCGCUGAAGUGUAAACCUUUACAAGCAAAUUGCACCUGUAUGUAUGUCCAGUCCUGUAAAUAGUGUGAGACAGCGACCAUGUGGAUAUGUUCUAUUGUAUCUGCCCUUCAAAAAACAGCUGUGUUAGUGGAUCUUUUAAUUGUUCUCUACAUUUUGACUUUUUGUUUUCACUCAACUGGAAACUUGAAGGACUGCUGUACUUGUAAAUAACAACAAUUGACGUGCGUGUAAAUGUCUCCUUGUCCUGAAUGCCUUUUUUGUUAUUUUUUUAACAUGUACCCCCCCCUCUCACUACAUUCUAACUUGAACUCCUCCCUGUUUAUUGUCCUGCCUGGCCCAUCCCCCUUCCUUCCACACUGCCAUGAUGAGAACAGUUUCCUGUCGGCAACAUGCAGACUCCUCAAAUCCGCCUCUAAUUCGGUUGUACAACACAUCCCUUUACCGCCAUGAAAAGUGUGCAAUCCUUGAUGUUCGCUAGAUAGAAAGUACAUGUGUCACAUGCAUGCACAUAGUCCCAGUCCCCGAAUGCAUGUUGAGCAAACCCUACUAAACAGACAUGUCUUUCUCUGAGUAUGUUGUGGAGGAGUAAAAAAGAAAAGAGACAGGCCAGUUACUGAUUUAGUAAUGUGUAUUCAUUAUUUUCUCUCAAAUUAGAUACGGGAAAACAUUCUGAUUAAUGUUCAAACAUAGGAUAUUUCCGUCCCCACCACAAGGCUGCUUAUGCUAAAUUGCAUUUGAAAUAUUAAAGGUCAGCAAAGUCAACAGUCACAAAGAAAACACAGUGCUAAACUUUAAAAGAUUAAAUAAUUAUGUCACUUAUUCAUGAGAUAUUGUGCCAUUGUUUUCUACAGUAGCUUGUAGCUAUGGUUUUAUUAAUAUAAGAAUGAAAUGCUUUUGGGAGUAGAGUUUAAAAAAAAGAACCCAUAGCAUAAGUAAGCAUGAACAUCACGUAUUCUAUCACAGCAGAUAAUAAAAGGAUGGUCAAGGCUUUUCAAACCUCAGGAAUUAGCUAUUUCCACCAGAAAAUCUGAAUUUCAAUUGAGUGGCCUGAGCAGACAUUAAAUGAACUGUUAUAACAAUAACAAGUGCCCACCCAGGAGGUUAAAAAUCAGAUUUAAGCGGGCUAAUCAAACUGAAGCAAAUGCAUACAUGACCCCCUAAAUUCUGAUUCCGAGUUCAGGCCGUUGCUGCAAAAAGCAAUUAACUCCGUGCCAAAGGUUAAUAGUGUUUCUUCAGGCAAAAGAAUGACUACAGACGCUGGAUUAUUUUCCAUCCUUUCAUUGGAUUGAGCCGGAGUCUGCACUGCCACCCCCAGGAAAUCAUUUCUCUCCCUGAUAUUAAACUAAUACUGGGUAUGUGUCAGUCUCAUCUGAAACACUAUAGAGUCACAGAUUACAUUGGGGCUGCAUUUAAACACAGUGCUUGUCAAAAAAGCGCCUAUGUAAGCAGUGAGGAGAUUAUCAUUUAACUCUUAGUUCAACCCACAUUUGACCCGGCAGAUAUAGGAUUUAGACGUAAAUCACUAAGGUAAUUUAUAGAUUAAUUAACCAUGUAUUAAAUGUAUGUAUAGGAAUAACAGCUUUCAGAGAUUUCAUUAAGCCUUGAAUGAAAUGUAUGAAAAUCUAGGCUAUUUUUAUUUUUUCAUUUAACUGACCCCUGCUGACGGGGGAAAAACAUAUCAAAUGAAAACAUUGUAUUAUUUUUAUGUUAUGAGCCACUGUAUCUGUUUAUUUUUAUUUUACAGAAAUAUUUUACUUUUUGUAAAUGAGAUAACAUUACAGAAAUAAAAUUAAUAUUAUUAUUAUUAUUAUUAAAGAGUUUUUAUUUAAAGUCAAAGAUGUAGGCCUCGGUGGAGGACUUCUAUUGUGAGGUCCUGAGAUGUUUAGAAGUGGAUAGUAGCGAACUUUUAAGGCAUGGCAACAAAAUUACCCUCUAAAGAACUAAAUGAGAAAAUAAGAUUAUUUUAAAAUAAAAGAAGUAACGUUGAACUUU
Molecule: messenger RNA, 3995 nt
Organism: Gymnodraco acuticeps
Lineage: Eukaryota; Metazoa; Chordata; Actinopteri; Perciformes; Bathydraconidae
Gene: kazna
Product: kazrin, periplakin interacting protein a
Exons: 10
Coding region: 257-1783 (508 amino acids)
Molecular function (GO): protein binding
Source: RefSeq, a predicted model, not a curated record